UUAUAAUCAACAUCAGUCCCGCGUGAAAAUUAGAAACCAUUAUUAUACUUCUUUUUUAUACAGAGAGUGUAAGACUUUGCUCGCUUGCUCAAAUCUGAGGGAGUGUAAGACUUCAAACUCAAACAAAUAAUCAAGCAGCCCCUAUUGCAUAACUUCUCGUCUGCCAUGGCUGAAGCUUCUUUCCUGCACAUAGCAAUGUGUCCAUGGCUUGCCAUGGGGCACCUCACCCCAUUUCUUCACCUCUCCAACAAGCUUGCAAACAGAGGACACACAAUCUCUUUCUUCAUUCCAAAAAGAACGAUCUCAAAACUUCAACACCUAAACCUCCACCCACACCUCAUCACCUUCAUCCCUAUCACUGUUCCUCACGUCCAUGGCCUUCCACAUGAAGCUGAAACCACUGCAGAUGUCCCCCCCUCCUCAAUCACACACUUGACCACCGCCAUGGACCUCACACACAAUGACAUAGAGCUUCUCCUCAAGGAUCUAAAACCACAAAUCGUUCUCUUUGAUUUCCAACACUGGCUUCCAAACAUUGCAAGAAACCAUGGCAUCAAGUGUAUCCAAUACAUGAUAGUUAACCCAGCUACUGUAGCUUACUUUGCAUCCCCAGCAAGAUUGCGCCAAGGAACCGAAUCAGAUCUCAAGAAACCGCCAUCUCCAGAUUUCCCUGAUGCUUCUUCAAUCGAGCUUCGUGCUCACGAACUUCGAAGAUCGGCUGCAUUUAGAAAACUGGAAUUCGGAAGCGGCGUUCUCUUUUACGAUAGGCUCGGCACUGGUUCGGCUUUAUCAGAUGCAGUUGCGUUCAAAGGUUGCAGAGAAAUUGAAGGUCCUUACGUGGAUUAUCUUAAAUCCCAAUACAAAAAACCCGUUAUUCUAUCGGGUCCUCUUUUACCUGAACAACCAAACACUGCCUUGGAUGAAAAAUGGGAAUCAUGGCUUAGUAAAUUCAAAUCCGGUUCAGUUAUUUACUGUGCACUUGGAACUGAAAGCCCUAUGGAGAAAAACCAAGUGCAGGAAUUGUUACUUGGACUUGAACUAACAGGUUUUCCGUUCCUUGCGGUAAUUAAACCCCCUAUGGGAUAUGAUUCCAUUGAAGAAGUGUUACCAGAAGGAUUCAAAGAAAGGACAAAAGAAAGAAGUGUUGUACACGGAGAAUGGGUGCCGCUUACAAGUCCUCUAAUUGAUAUUACGCUCAAACAUCUAUAA
Messenger RNA from Arachis ipaensis, 1209 nucleotides. RefSeq names its product cyanidin 3-O-galactoside 2''-O-xylosyltransferase FGGT1-like. The record is from RefSeq and is a predicted model, not a curated record. NCBI's taxonomy places the organism in Eukaryota, Viridiplantae, Streptophyta, Magnoliopsida, Fabales, Fabaceae. Gene Ontology annotation, molecular function: UDP-glucosyltransferase activity.